Molecule: messenger RNA, 1095 nt
Organism: Melampsora larici-populina 98AG31
Lineage: Eukaryota; Fungi; Basidiomycota; Pucciniomycetes; Pucciniales; Melampsoraceae
Exons: 4
Coding region: 1-1095 (364 amino acids)
Biological process (GO): protein phosphorylation
Molecular function (GO): ATP binding; protein serine/threonine kinase activity
Source: RefSeq, a predicted model, not a curated record
AUGGAAUCUCCUUCACCCGACUCCUCCCCCGAUGUUACCGGAAGUGAUAUCGACCCCUCCCACAUGCUAGCCAGCUCUGAGCCUCACCCAAUGGUGAUCGACAACAUAUGUACUGUCUCUCCUGACUGGCUCAUAAAAUUGAGACUAAUGAUUGUCGACAUUCGACUCAAUAUCUCCAACCAACUACAAAAUGCAAUAGAAAAUUCCAAUGACUCUGCUACAGCAGUUCCCUACUACAAGGACAUACCGGACUUAGGCCUGAGAGAAGAGGGCACUCUCUAUCGUUUAUCGCCAAAGGCAUUCCACCCAAACCAUCCGCACUACAAUGGGCACGAGGUUGUGCCAUUCUUACACGAGCGUGUAGGUUAUAAAGUGGGACAACAUAACGAUGACGAACACACUGCUCUCAUAGAUGGCUCUGGUUGGGAGUGGGUAUCACGAAAAUUGUACCUUCAUCACCGAGAGUAUCACAUAGCUGGUAUCUAUCAUCUCAAGUACCAAAAUCGUUGGGCCGAUAUGAAUUCGCAAGGACGUGCGCACUGUUUCGAACGUGCUCAAAGCAGCCGGUAUGUGGCAAUGGCUUUGGAAGCAUUCCAAAAAACACUCUUCAGAAAAGGAAGAUCGAACGUAGGAAGUGUGAAUGCCACACACCUUCAAUGGUACCACAUUGCUAAAUCGUUGGCGGUGCAACCAUCUUAUGUAGUGCAGGGAUCCGGUUGCGUCAACGAUGAAGAGCCUCGCUGGAAGAUAUGUGAGCGUGCAACCAAAGGCUUCGACCUUCACCGUUUUGUUUGGGCGGAUAAUUAUCAAAAUGAGCCGAAUCAAAAGGAAGCUUGGCCUAUGACCGACCUCAUAUUUGCCUUCAUUCAUUACACAUACGAGCUGAGCGGUGACCGCACUUUGAUAGCCAAUCUCGUUUGUGACGAGUCUGGUAAAUUAAGCAACUUGACCUGUUAUGACAGAUACAAAAUUCCGUACCAUAGCCGACACAGUCACGACAUGGAGGAUGCUGUGCACACUGCUUUCACGCGGUUCGUUAACCAACACGUAUGCAAUGAAAUAUGUGAACACCUCGGAAGUGUGUACCUCAAAUGA